Messenger RNA from Ciona intestinalis (vase tunicate), 1080 nucleotides. The record is from RefSeq. NCBI's taxonomy places the organism in Eukaryota, Metazoa, Chordata, Ascidiacea, Phlebobranchia, Cionidae.
UAACUUUGUGACAAUACUGGAAACCUUAUAGGAAAAUAGUAAAUUGAUUAAAUAUGAAAUUAAGAUGACAACAAAAUGCUCUGUAAAAGAAGACUCAAAGCUGUCUUGAACACAAGGGUUUUUAAACUGGUCACUGCUGUUCUGUUAUUUAUAUGUUGCGUAACUGUUAUGCUACCAAACAAUGAAACAAAUGUUACAAAAAGUAACAUAGAUGGUAAAACAGAGAGUAAAUUAAAGACGUUUUUGCUCAUUUUUAUCAUGACCGGACCAAAAAAUGACGACAGAAGAAACGCAAUCAGAGAAACGUGGUUAAAUUUUGAAAAUAAAGAUGACAGUAAACACUUUUUUGUUAUUGGAACCAAAAACCUUCCAAUAAAUGUUAAAAAUGAUUUGGAAAUUGAAAACCAGAGACACAGUGACCUUAUGUUGCUGGAGCAAUUUGAAGAUAGUUAUGAUAAAUUGACAGAAAAGCUGGGUUUGAUGCUAGAAUGGGCAAGUGACAACGUCGAUUUCCGCUUUUUGUUUAAAGCUGAUGAUGACACUUUUGUUAGAGUUGAUAAAAUUGUGCAAGACUUGAAAAAUGACAAAGAAAAAUACCUUCAACAGUUUUUAUAUUGGGGGUACUUUUAUGGCAGGGCACAUGUAAAGAAAACUGGGCCUUGGAAAGAACUAAACUGGCAGUUAUGCGAUUAUUACCUGCCUUACGCUAGAGGCGGUGGUUAUAUUUUAUCUUCAGCAAUUGUUUCGUAUAUUGCGAAAAACUGGCGGAUUUUUGAGAAAUAUGUGAGCGAAGACGUCACCCUUGGUGCAUGGGUUGCACCGUUAAAAGUAAAAAGAAUUCACGAUACCAGGUUCGACACAGAAUAUAAAACCAGAGGCUGCAAGAAUUCAUUUACAGUGAGCCAUAAGCAAAGCAUUGGGGACAUGCAAGCAAAAUAUUCAAGUUUAAUGGCCACUGGUAAUCUGUGUACCACUGAAAUUGUGAACUUUUAUGGAUAUCAGUAUGAUUGGGAUGUACCUCCUUCCAAGUGCUGUGUUAGAUCAUCUUUAAUCCCAUGAUCUUAGUAUUUAUUGUAUUGU